Pygoscelis adeliae (Adelie penguin) is the source of this 984-nucleotide messenger RNA. RefSeq names its product glyoxylate reductase/hydroxypyruvate reductase-like. Gene Ontology annotation, cellular component: cytosol. NCBI's taxonomy places the organism in Eukaryota, Metazoa, Chordata, Aves, Sphenisciformes, Spheniscidae. The record is from RefSeq and is a predicted model, not a curated record. Gene Ontology annotation, molecular function: NAD binding; hydroxypyruvate reductase [NAD(P)H] activity; glyoxylate reductase (NADPH) activity.
AUGGGAGGAGGAGAGCUACCUGGGCUUUUGGUAAAUGAAAUCGGUGCAAUACGUGGAAUACUGCAUGACCACAUAGCGUUCCUGAAGAAACAUUUCUACCUCAUCACCAUGAAGGAAUUUCUUGAAAACAGAAAGCAUAUGAGCAAAAAGGUCCAAGCAAUCCGUUUGUGGUGGCACAAAUCAGUCAUUGACCAAGAGCUCCUCCAGAGCCUGCCAAACUUGAAAGUGAUUGCAAAUUCAGGAGUAGGGAUGGAUCACCUGGAUAUGAAACUUGUAGCUAGCUUUGGUGUGAAGGUGGCUAAUGCUCCAUGUGAUGUUUCUGGCAGCACAGCAGAUACUGGGAUGGCUUUGCUGCUGGCAUCUGCUAGAAGACUAGUGGAAGGCUAUCAGGUUGCAAUUUCUUCGGGUAUGGAGUAUUGUGAAGCUGAUUUUCUGGGAGUUGAAGUUACUAGAGCUACUCCGGGGAUCAUAGGCAUGGGCAGCGUUGGGUAUAAGAUUGCUCUGAGAGCCAAAGCGUUUGAAAUGAACAUUUUGUACCACAACAGGACACGGAGGAAAAAGCAAGAGGAGCAAGCUGUUGGCGCCACUUACUGCAAAAAGAUAGACAGCUUGCUCCAGAAGGCAGAUUUUGUGAUGGCGGUGGUGAGCCUGACGCCUCUGACAGAUGAGCUGAUUGGGAAAAGAGAGAUGGAGCUGAUGAAACCUGCAGCUACUCUCAUUAACAUCAGCCGAGGUGCAGUAGUUGACCAAGAGGCGGCGACAGCUCUGCAGACCGGUGUUCUCAGGGCCGCAGCUUUGGAUGUCACCUACCGGGAACCACUGCCCAGAGAUCAUAUGUUGUUAAAAUUAAAGAACAUCAUUCUAAUGCCUCACCUCAGCAUUAAAACAGACAAGGCCACCUACAUGAUAACCGAGGAAGCAGCUGAAAACAUACUAGCAGCUCUUAAUGGUCUCCCCAUACCCAGUGAAGUGCUCCCUAGCUGA